UAAAAAUAUUUCCGGUCUUCUUCAACCUUUCUCUCACUAAAACGUAGAGAGGGAAAGAAGACCUUUUUUGAGAUCAAAGAAAUUAAUAUGGGUAAUUGCGCUAGUGAACCCAAGACCAAGGGUGAUGAUGCUGCUGGAGUCCCAGCACCCGAGCCCAAGACGGAGGAGUCGGUCCAGGGCAACGAGGUGAACCGCGAGCUGCUUCAGGAGGAAAACAAGGCUGAUGAUGGAGAUGCUCAGCAAAACAACGAUGCUGAUCAUAACAAGCAACCCUCUCUUGGGGCCUUGCUCAAGGAGGAAGAAGAAAAGACAGCUCAAGUUGCGGCAAAGCUAGAGGAAGCCGAAGAAAAGGCAAAGACGACUGAAAAGAAAGAGGAAGUAGUGGUUGAGCUGGAGAAGGCAUCUGAAGCAGCACCAGUUGCAGUUACCCAAGAAGACAAGAAAUCUGAUAUUGAGGAGAAGAAACCAGAAGUGAAGGAGACCACACCAGAAGUGGAGGAGACCAAACCAGAAGUGAAGGAGAUUAAACCAGAAGAGAAAGUGACAAAACCAGAAGAAAAGGAUACAAAACCAGGAGAGAAAGUGACAAAACCAGAAGAAAAGGAGACAAAACCAGAAGAGAAAGUGACAAAACCAGAAGAAAAGGAGACAAAACCAGAAGAGAAAGUGACAAAACCAGAAGAAAAGGAGACAAAACCAGAAGAGAAAGUGACAAAACCAGAAGAAAAGGAGACAAAACCAGAAGAAAAGGAGACAAAAGAGGAAAAGAAGGAGCAAAUAUGAAGACCUGCUAAGGGAGUCACUGUGGGCCUAUAAUUUCUACUACAAGACUUUAUAAAAAUUUUGUGUGUUUCCAAAUGAUUUGAAGAGAAAGCUAUUAGAUUGGUUGGGGAAGAAUGAGUCUCCUUUCUUUGUUUUGGUUGUAUUUGCUGGUUUAAAUAUGGUUUUUCUUGGUGAAUCUUUUUAGUAUAUUUCACAA
Prunus mume (Japanese apricot) is the source of this 979-nucleotide messenger RNA. RefSeq lists its product as uncharacterized. The record is from RefSeq and is a predicted model, not a curated record. NCBI's taxonomy places the organism in Eukaryota, Viridiplantae, Streptophyta, Magnoliopsida, Rosales, Rosaceae.